AUGAGAGAGCAAUGGCAAGCGCAGCAGGCGCAAGCGAACGACGCGCUGAGGGCAGAGAAGGAAGCGGUGAGGAAACAGAUGGAGCAGAUGCGCGAAGAGUGGUGCGUGCAGCAGGCACAGGCAAACAAGGCUCUGAUUGGUCCAAUGGAGGAGAUUCGCGAGGAGUGGAGAGCUACGGGCCUGGGCGGGAGGGUGAUAAGCCCGGAGGAGCGGUUGGACGGGGUGGAGAGCGGUGAGCAGGACAUGGAGAGCCGGAUUGUGCAGAAGGUGUCGGAAAUGAGGGUAGAGGCUGGGCUGGAGGUGGAUAGGGUUGAGAAGAUCGUUAGUGAGAAGGUGGACGGGCUGAAACAGGAGCUAGAGGGGAAGAUUGAGGGGAAGGAGGCGGAGAGGAAAGCGAAGAUGGUUGAGGAGAGUGUGGAGGAGAGAGUGAGAAAGGUGGAGGAGAGUGUGGGGGAGAGAGUGGGUAAGGUAGAGGAGAAUGUGAAGAAAAUAGAGGAGAGUGUUGGGGAGAGAGUGGGUAAGGUAGAGGAGAAUGUGAAGAAAGUAGAGGAGAGUGUGGGGGAGAGAGUGAGGAAGCUAGAGGAGAGUAUGGGAGAGAGAGUGGUGAGAUUGGAAGAGGGUAUGGAGGAGAGGGCUAAGAGGGUAGAAGAGAGUGUGAUGGCGGGAGUGAGGAACCUAGAGGAGGUGGUUCAGGAGGUGGAGAAACUUGAAGAGAAGGGCGUACAAGAGAGAUUGGGAGAGGUGGCAGGUAGUAUUGAGCAACGAGUGAAAGAUAUUGAGGGGAUAAUGGAAGAGAGGGUGCAGAAAGUAGAGGAGAGUGUGGAGGAGAGAGUGAGAAAGGUAGAGGAGAGCGUGGGGAAAAGAGUGAGGAAGGUGGAGGAGGGUAUGGAGAAGGUGGGGGAAGCAGAGAAUAGUUGUGAGAAGGGCGUAGAGGGAGCAGAAGCGAGUGUGGAGGAGCGAGUGAGUAGUAUGGAGGGCAGUGUGGAGGAGCGAGUGAGUAGGCUGGAGGGGAGUGUGGAGGAGAGUGUGAGGGAGCUGAGGGAGAAGGUGGACGAAGUCGAAAGGCAGGCUGCGGACGUGGGGAGAGUGGUGCUGGAGAUCAGCAAGGAGGUUGCAGAGCAAGUGAGAUUCUUGAAGUCUCAGCAAGGCUUAUCUCUGGAGAACGAUGAAGCAUUGACAAAAACCGUUGAAGGAUCUGUGGCAGCUGCUGCUUCUGCACAGCAGCAGAUAGAGGCGGUUAUUGCAGUUGGAAGGGAGGUUGCUAAAGUAGCAGCAGAACUUUCCAAAUCUGUCAAAUAUGCCAAAUCUGGCGUAGGGAGCGAGGGGGAGGAGGGUGGGGCUGGUUUGCUGGAGCAGGUGGUUCUGAUUGGUCGGGAGGUGGCGAUUCCGGGAGCAGCAAUAGCUGCGGGUGAUAAGGAGCAAGAGGGAAGGAAGGAGGAGGUUGAGUGUCUUGAGGAGGUGGUGCUGAUUGGUCGAGAAGUGGUCCGGGUGGCAGCAGAAAUUGCCAAGGGUGCGAAAGACCAAAUUCACGGAAUCAAAUCUGCAGAGGAAAUCAAAUCUUUGAUUGCAGCUGAGCUGGCAGCGGCUGGUGUGGUGCAGCAGCAGCAGCCGGAAGUAGUGGCUUUGAACGAACCUUCCAAGAAGGUGGAGCAUCUGCAGGAGCCAACAGCACCAGCAGCUUUGGGCGAACCUUCCAAGAAGGUGGAGCACCUGCAGAAGCUCCUAGAAGAGGAGCAGCACAAGGCUGACGCGGCAGCUGCUAACGUGGCAUCCACGAUCCAACAGCUUUCAGAUAAAAUCUCCACAUUGGAGCUGAAGCAGGCGCAUACCACGUCAGCAGCAGCAUCAGCCGCGUCAGCAGCGUCAGCCGCUGUUGCAGUGACCCACGCUGCGUUUCCCUGUGCAGCGUCCAUAGGGGCGAGUGUUCUGACCUCCCCUGGAGGCCCUAAGAUGAUCACAGCAGCGGCAGAGGCGGCGGCUGCGAUUGUGGUGGACCGAGGGUGGGUGCAGCAGCAGCUGGCCGAGCAGGAGGUGAAGCUGUGA
Molecule: messenger RNA, 2043 nt
Organism: Closterium sp. NIES-65
Lineage: Eukaryota; Viridiplantae; Streptophyta; Zygnematophyceae; Desmidiales; Closteriaceae
Source: the annotation of a GenBank genome assembly